GUUUUUAACGAAAAACUUGACGAAGGUUCAGAAUUGCGAGAAACGGAAAUUUGCAACAAUUUUUAAGCAACGUGAAUUUCUAGAAAAUAACCAAAUAUUCUAAGCACUGCAAACAAAACACAGCACAUUUCAAAUACAAACAUUCAAAAUCACUAAAUUAUUUCAAUUGUUGAAAGCAUGCCUUAUUAUCCAGCGGGAUAUGAAUACUCCGAUUCUGAUGAUAGCUACUAUUGUUGGGAUGGAACCAAUUCAAGUCCUUCAAAGUAUCAAAUGGAUGCACUACAUAAAUCUCCUAAUGAGUUAAUGCAAGAGAUCUUAUUGUCAAGUCUACAUAGCAAUAAUUUAGAAGCCUUUAAAGAAAAACUUGAUCGUGAUUCUAAAUUGGGCUUUAACAUUGACGAAAAAAUUGAUUGGAACUGGAAUCUUUUAUACCAUGCUUGUUCGUCAGGUCGUUCACAGUUUGUUGAAUAUUUGAUAAACGAAAGAGGAGCAUGUGUAGAUUUAACUGCAGACAGCAUGACUCCAUUAAUGGUUACCUGUUCGGCGGAUGCGAAAUCAGAAGAAAUCCUUAAGAUUGUGAAACUGCUUGUCAAUAAAGGCGCGUCAAUAAGAAUCUCAAACACUUUUGGUGAAACUGCUUUGAUGCUCGCUUCCAAAAAAGGAUAUGCUAAUGUUGUAAAAUACUUGAUUUCAUUAAAUGACUCGUUCGAUGCAAUAGAUAAUGAAGGAAAAAAUGCGUUAUUCCACGCCAUUGACGGACAACAUGUAGACACAGCAAAGAUUCUCAUUGAAAAUGGAAUUAAUCUCAAUGUCAUUAACAGAUAUGGAUGCGAUGCAAGAAAUUAUGCAUUAAAUGAAAACCUUAUUGAGAUUUAUGGAUUGUUUCCACCUCAAGAAUACAAAUAUCAAGUGCCAGGAAGUUUUCUAAGUUACAAUCGAUUUGAAGAUAUUAUUCCAUUAAAAAAGAAUCUUAAGAAAAACGAAGUCCCUCCAUACUUUCCUGACAUUGUGAAUUUGUUGAACGGAAUGGGACUUGACAGUUUUACGACUAAAUUUGCUCAGGCUGGGAUAUCGCUCGAAGAGUUUCUUACAAUAAGUGAUGAGAAAAUGAAAGAAAUUGGAUUCGAAUUUCCUUUUGAGCGUAAUUCAAUCAAACUUGGGCUUUAUAACUUUCAUAAGGAGCAAUGGGCAGUUAAUUCACUUUAUGUUCCCAAUUUUAUGGAAGAAAUGAGCUUAUUGGAUGUCAUGAUGAUUUUAGCAAAUAUUCUUCGUCAGAUUGUUAUAAUUAAAUCUCAAAUAAUCUAUAUAAAACAAUUGGGUUCAAAAUAUGAUCUUGGUGACUCUUACAAAUAUUUCAACUUAGAAUACAUGUCAGAACUUCAAAACAACAUCAGACAAUUAGAAAAAAAGUUUAAAGCAAUGAAUUCAAUGUCAAAACCACUUCUGAUUACUAAGGCUGAAAAGAAAGUCAAGAGACGCUAUGGAACAUUAAUGAGAGCUGUCAUCAUUGCUACAACUUCAAUUAUUUUCGUAAGUGCCAUUAUGGCUUCAAAAAGAAUUUUUUAA
Molecule: messenger RNA, 1566 nt
Organism: Clunio marinus
Lineage: Eukaryota; Metazoa; Arthropoda; Insecta; Diptera; Chironomidae
Source: the annotation of a GenBank genome assembly